Messenger RNA from Blastocystis hominis, 1154 nucleotides. RefSeq lists its product as hypothetical. The transcript has a single exon. Gene Ontology annotation, biological process: carbohydrate metabolic process. The record is from RefSeq and is a predicted model, not a curated record. Bases 1 to 1101 code for a protein of 366 amino acids. Gene Ontology annotation, molecular function: hydrolase activity, hydrolyzing O-glycosyl compounds. Lineage: Eukaryota; Bigyra; Opalinata; Blastocystidae.
AUGGGUUUCAACACCUGGAACAAGUUCGGCUGCAACAUCAACGAGAAGCUCGCGCGUGAUACUGCCGACGCCAUUGUUAAUUCUGGACUCGACAAGCUCGGAUAUAUUUACCUGAAUCUGGAUGACUGCUGGCAGGUUGCCCGUGACAACAACAGCGUGAUUGUUGAAGACGCCAACUUCCCCUCUGGAAUGAAGGCUCUUGCUGACUACAUCCACUCGAAGGGACUUCUGUUUGGUCUCUACUCGGAUGCCGGAUACAAGACCUGCGCUGGAAGACCCGGAUCUCUGGGUUAUGAGGAGAUCGAUGCGAAGACCUAUGCCAAGUGGGAAGUCGAUUAUUUGAAGUACGAUAACUGCAACACCGAUGGUACCACCCCUGAGCAUCGUUACCCGGUGAUGACCAAGGCUCUUCAGAACUGCGGUCGUGACAUUUUCUUCUCGAUGUGUGAAUGGGGCGUGGAUGAUCCUGCCAACUGGGCUCGCGCUGUGGGUAACAGCUGGAGAACCACCGGCGAUAUUCAGGACAACUGGGGCAGCAUGAUGAGCAUCGCCCAGGCGAACGAGAAGCUGUGGCGCCGUGCGGGUCCUGGAGGCUGGAACGAUCCGGAUAUGCUGGAGGUCGGCAACGGCGGCAUGAACUACGAGGAGUACAAGACGCACUUCUCUCUGUGGUGCUUGAUGAAGGCGCCUCUGCUGAUUGGCUGCGAUCUGACGAAGGCCUCGCAGGAAACGCUGGAGAUUCUGAGCAACAAGGAGGCGAUCGCUGUGAACCAGGACGGUCUGGGCGUGCAGGGCCAUCGCGUGUGGUCCGACAAGGGAGGAAACAAGGAAGUGAACGGCGAUGUGCCCGAGGGAGAUCUGGAAGUGUGGGCGGGUCCUCUGAUGAGCGGCCAGUUCGCCGUGAUUCUGCUGAACCGCAGCGAGGAAGAGGCGGAGAUCACCUUCCAGUUCGAGGAUUGCGGACUGCGCAAGGAUGACACGGCGAUGAUUCGCGAUAUCUGGGUGCAUCAGGACAUCACGACGGCGCAGGGCAGCUACACGAUGAAGGGCAUUCCUCGCCAUGGAGUGAAGUUCCUGAUUCUGACUCCGAUUAUUAACUAAAGAACCAUCUAAAUGAUUGCUUGACUGAGAAUUAAUGAGUGAAUUCAUUCAUU